Molecule: messenger RNA, 765 nt
Organism: Paramecium octaurelia
Lineage: Eukaryota; Ciliophora; Oligohymenophorea; Peniculida; Parameciidae
Source: the annotation of a GenBank genome assembly
AUGUAUACAACUCCUCCUUUCUCGCAUAAUUAUUCAAACCCAGUGCUUAUGAAGGAUGACGUUGGAAAACCAAAACCAUCUACUUACAAUUUGCCAAAAUAAGAUUUUAUUUACGGUCUUCCUCUUAUAAGAGACAAAGAAGGUGCCAAAGAAGGUAAUAUCUACUUAUCUAAUUUACUUCAGUAACAAUGACAUGGAAAUUUCAUCAAGAAUCUUAAGAUAGAAUUCCCAAUCGUGAUUUUGCUGAACUCAAUAAGAUGUCUGUUUUCAAUGGAUCUCUUACAGCUCAUGUAACUUAAUUCGAUAUUCCUUCUAGGACAUGUAUAAAUUCAGAUAAACUCAUGAUGCUCGUUUACAAGUUAAAAAAGGCACUAACAUUUAAGCUAUUGAAUUACCGGAAGAAGAGUUUAGAUACGGAAGAAAAAACAGGUUUAUAUAAUUUUCUUAAUAAAUUCCUUAGACCAUCCACUCCUAUGAAGUUAGUGAUGGGUAAUUCUUAUGGAAUUGAAGCUGCAUCAAUUACCUUGGACAAAUAUUACAAAAGAGCUGGCUCAUAAGUAUUACGAUUUACCAUUCAUCACUUAGGAAUCCAAAAUGACUAACACAAUUGUCAGACCAAAUAAGGCGUCACAAUUAUUUCAUGAAAGCAAUCACAAAAAACUUGCAGUGAUAAAAGGCACUGAGAAAAAAGAGCCAUUUAAAAUGGAAAAAUUUAAGACAGUAGCAGCUAGAACAGAUACAAACCUUAUAACAAAGAAAGAGUGA